Molecule: messenger RNA, 1702 nt
Organism: Exophiala xenobiotica
Lineage: Eukaryota; Fungi; Ascomycota; Eurotiomycetes; Chaetothyriales; Herpotrichiellaceae
Exons: 1
Coding region: 105-1409 (434 amino acids)
Biological process (GO): N-acylethanolamine metabolic process; N-acylphosphatidylethanolamine metabolic process
Cellular component (GO): cytoplasm; membrane-bounded organelle
Molecular function (GO): zinc ion binding; N-acylphosphatidylethanolamine-specific phospholipase D activity
Source: RefSeq, a predicted model, not a curated record
AUUAGCGACAGUAUAUAUUUCUUCUAGGCGCCAGGCAAUUAGGCGAGGAUCUGGUCGCAUAAUACGGGGGGACAUUCGUCCUCUCCCUCUCCCUACUCUCCUCCAUGCGAUCCUUCCUCCGCCGUCUCUUCAGCAAGAGAUUCUCAGCACCACCACCCCUCCAUUCCCACAAAAUGACUUACUCAUCUUCCACCUCAGCGCUGGUCUACGCCGCGACCGUCGCUGUGCCCUCCAUCGCUAGCACUCGCCCCGAAGACGAUAUCACAAAGUCCAAAGCAUGGCACAAUAAAUCGGGCGGCUUCAACAACCCAUGGCCCUCAUGGAAAAUGCAUUCCGUCACCACCAUCAUCGGCGGCAUGCUUAUGCGCAGAUUCUCAGGCAGAGCGAACCACCCCGACACCACUCCCCCGACCGUCCCUGUCCACACACCUACCUUUCUCCCUUCUCGCACGUCGAACUCAACGGCUCUGAGGGCAACCUGGCUCGGCCAUGCAUGCUACUACGUCGAAUUCCCGUCUGGCCUGCGUGUACUCUUCGAUCCAGUCUUUACAGACCGCUGCUCCCCCUUCAGUUGGCUCGGUCCUAAACGCUACACUGAAAUGCCCUGCAAGAUCAAGGACAUCCCUACAAUCGACGCCGUGGUCAUCUCGCACAACCACUACGACCACCUCUCACACCCAACAAUCAUGGAGAUCCUGAAGCUGCACCCCGAGUGCCACUUCUUCGUCCCGCUCGGCAAUAAGAAAUGGUUCGAGGCAUGCGGCAUCAAGAACAAGUGCACCGAGAUGGACUGGUGGGAUGAAGUCGAUUUCACACUCGCGCCCUCAGCUAGUUCAGCAGUAGCAGACAAAAUGAGCGUAACCUCAACGGACACAUCUACACCCAAGCCCACCGCAGACACGAUCACAAGCCGGAUUACCUGCCUUCCGUGUCAGCAUAUGUCUGCGCGAGGCAUCCACGACCGAUGCGCAACACUCUGGGCUUCGUGGUCUGUCUCAUCGGGCGGGAAGUCCGUCUACUUCGGCGGCGACACAGGGUAUCGCAGCGUGCCCAAAGACGCGGAUGGCAAGGACGAUUGGGCGGAAGAAUAUUCGAGUUUACCCCACUGUCCCGCUUUCAAGGACAUAGGUCGGUUACGCGGGCCAUUCGAUCUUGGUCUCAUCCCUAUCGGGGCCUACAUGCCUAGAUGGAUCAUGAGUCCUAUGCAUGCGGACCCGCGGGAUGCUGUUGAGAUCUUCAGAGACACGCAGUGCAAGAAAGCGCUAGGGAUCCAUUGGGGAACAUGGGUCUUGACGGAAGAAGAUGUACUCGAACCGCCGAGGUUGUUGAAGAAGGCGCUCGCUCAUCACUCGAUGCCUGAGACGGGCGUGUUCGACGUGUGUGAGAUUGGCGAGAGUCUCGAGUUCUAGGUUCUGGACGAGAUGCUUUGUACAUGUACUGUUCUGCACUCUUUACGCCUGGUGUUCAAUUAGAAAAUCUCCGGGAGCGUAUUUCUGUGUCUACGAGAUGGGGAACCAAAGGGUCACGGCUACCAAAGGAGUUCGACAUCGGUUCUGUAGGAGUAGGAUGCACCAAGAUGUUAUAUGCUACCUGACAUGCUACGAUGACGAUCGAUACUUUCUGGCGAUCGGUCCAUCGUUUGAGGCAGCACCUCCUUCGAUGAAGCCAGCCCAACAGUCCAGUGUAGCAGAGUUCUCAGAUA